Molecule: messenger RNA, 2635 nt
Organism: Dermacentor albipictus
Lineage: Eukaryota; Metazoa; Arthropoda; Arachnida; Ixodida; Ixodidae
Source: RefSeq, a predicted model, not a curated record
GUGAUGUUAGACGUGCGAUAUCACGCGCAUGCAGUUGUCUGUCGUUUGCGCUGUGUGAAAGGACAAAGAGGAAUUCCGCAGAAAACGUUUGAAGCCUGAAACGAUCGGCAGCAGGAUGCGAUCACCGCCGUGUCUGCAUCGGUGUCAUGGCCAGCUGUCCUGCAGCUUUGGAGACCCUGGGUUUCCUUCAGAAGCCCCUGUCGCGGCUCGUGACCUUCAACUGCGCUGCACGCAAAGUCUGAAGCGAAUCUGUGAUUUGCUGUCGGAGCUAACGUCCUACAACCAAGUACUGUGGCGUUUGGGUCUGCAGCUACGAGAAGACGAGCGAGAAAAUCUCGGCGAGCUAAGGGUUGCGGUCCUGCCGGGCAUCAGUAGCGGGACGCUCCGCGGCACGGGAGAUUCGGAGGCCGUGCUCGGGGCAAAGAAACUCUUGGGCGAGCUGCUGGACCAGCACCGAUGCAUCGUCGCCGUGCAAGUGACUCACGCCGUGUUGAAGACGCCUUCUCUGGUCGACGCCAUCGCAUCGAGGCCACGUCGUCUAAGACGGCUCGCCAUUCCGGCUCCGUCGACAAGCGACGAGCCUCAAGUCUUCGAGGGCUUCCUGAAGCUGGUGGCGUCGUUGGAUGGCGUCGAAGAACUCGAAUUCUCGGACGCUCGUGUCGAUUCGGACACCGUGGCCGCGUUCCCUAUGACUAGGGUGGAGCGAGCGGUUGCCGGACUCCAGGCGCUCGAACUGGCAGACCUUGACGGCGCCAGCAACGCCUGGAACCGAGAACUCAUUGACGCCCUCGUGAGGAACGACACCGUCAGAGAGCUUUCCGUCGGACCCAGUGUGUACACUUCUGGUCCCGUAGGCCGUUCGUCUGAAUGGUUCGCCGAGUAUCUGACCAAGCAGAACCCGACGCUCAGAAAGCUCACUUUGAGAGGGCGUCACUCGGACGCGACGCCGGGACUGGAAACCCUGGUCCGAGCCGUCUCCGCAGCGUCGACCUUGGAAGACCUGGUCGUGCACUGGCACGCCAGGGCGCCGGAGUGCGCGAUGUUACUGGGCGCAGCCGCCAGAAGCGAAACGCUGCGAAGUUUCAGCCUGUACAUCGGACGUUGUUGCGAAGAAUCGGUCCGGCGACCCUGUGGGAUCAGCUCGUUCGCUACCGAGAGCCUGCGCCCCUGGAUCCAGCCGCUGAAGAAAAACCAAUCGUUGCGGAAUCUAUCGCUCGACCUGUCCUGGUUCGACAGUGGCGACUGCUGCGCCUUGCUCCGAGCGCUCUCGGCCAACCAGUCGCUCGUCGCCGUGACCGUGCGAAACCUUCCCGACGACGGUCUUCUCGAGGAGUUUUGCUGCUGGAAGCGCCAGUGCCGCCUCACAGUGCAGAUGCUAAUCGAGAACCACCGCGUCGGACAGCUAGACUUGCAGACACUUCAGAGCUACCCCGAACUGACGGCAGUAACGCUCUCGUCGGGACGUCUAGAGGACCCGGAUCUCCUUUGUAGCGCCUUGAAGAAGCUGGCCACUUGCGGGCACCUCACGUCGAUGUGCUUGAUUCUGAACGUCUUCGACGAGACGCUUCACGCUGCGGUGGCCACGUACAUCAGGGGUGCUUCUGCACUGAGAGACGUCGACAUAAGCCUGUUGGCCGAGUGCUCGCAGCCCGGAGGCGACAUCCGACGGGUGAAGUCGGAGCGCGGCAUCGUCGAAGCACUGUUGUCCAACCGCAAACUCACGAGGAUCAAGCUGCAGACGUGGCCUCUGUACUGCGAGGACUACGUGGCGCUUGCCGACGCCGUGCACAAGAACAGGCGACUUCACGAGCUGUCCGUCAGAGCGCGCCGGAGCGCCUUCGGCGCCGUCUUCCUUCCUCGCCUCUUGUCGGGAUUGGAGGGCAACUACAGCCUGCUUCGUCUCGAUCUGCCGCCGUGCGAAGCGCACGACGCCCACAUGGCGGCGGCGCAGGAGAUCACCCGCCGCAACCGCAGUCUCGUCGAGCGAGCGAGCCGGUUCGUGAUGGGCGACGGCGACCCGUACUGCGCAUGCGCCAUCGGGCUCGUUCCACAGCAUCCGAGGCUCGUCGAGAUGGUUGCGCAGAAAGCGGGCGUGACCGAGGCUGCCGCCGUGAGGAUGAUCAAAAGUGCGCUGCAGGUCGACGCUUGACCGGCGUGCAGGGAAUUCGCGAGAGUGACUGGCGCCCGCCGUGAGUUGCGGGAUCGACGUGGAUUCCUGGCCGAGUGGACGUGCGUUACCUGGACCCGUUUGCGAGACUGCGCGUGGCGUCACGGACCUGAAACUAUAGUUGACGUGCUUAUAGGCGAUCUUUACGCGCUUUGACAAGACGCCACUGGCGUGCGAGUCCCGCGAGAUGUGAAUUAUCGCAUCCAAAAAAAAAAAAAGAACGAACACUGCAUGCGUUUACACUCGCCACUCAUUGUGUAUUGACAAGUAUCCAUUAUCAUUCGUGCAAUCAUUGACAAUGAGUUUUUUGGCAAAAUGUAAAUCUACGAACCUAUACUUGUUUUCUGUUCCUUUUCAAGUGUUUGUGUAAGUGUGUGUGUGCGUGCGUCUACAAUAAAAAAGUGUCGUUGAAGGAACAGUCAUAUCUGCCGUGAAUAAAUACAGUUAUCGACUGGACGUUAUUCACGA